UGGAGGGGGCGGCCCCGCGUCCGCGUCACGUGGUACGAGGCGGGCAGCCAUCUUGCUACAAACACAAACAGAGAGGAGCGGCCGCCCCGGGAGCGCCAGCGCCCCCCAGUUUCCCUCCCCAGCCGCCGCCGCCGCUACCACCACCACCACCACCACCACCACCACCCCGGCCCGCCGCGCGCCACUCGCCCAUCGUCGUCACCAUCACCACGCCCGGGGCGCCAGCACACCCUGGGGUAUCGGGAUCCUCCGUACCCCUCCCCGAUUCCUGGAGUCCUGCUGCAGAUGGGCAUUGUAGAGGCGCACCUGUCUGUCCUUCCUCCCAGCCAGUGACGGAAGCCCACGCACACCCCCUAGAUACUACCCACCAUCCUUCUCUGCUCCUACCCCUCUCAGAUGAACCCUGUCCUGAGAGUCCCUUCCCCGGGCCCUUAGGAGAUCCUGUCUUUGCUGCUGCCACCUCUGCCUCUUGUCAGCCUCAGUGACCCUGAACUUGCCUCCUUUACGGAUCUUUUCCAGAUGUGAGUGUCCCUCCCAGGUGCUGCUGAGGCCAGACCAGGAGCCAGUGACUUGAGAACUCUAGUUCACUCCAGUCCAGGUCCUACACAGAGGAAGCCUAGCCCCCAUUGCUUCCCAGGGCAGGACUACCAGGUCUGUCCCCUGCCCCGACUCGACUUUGGUUAACUCAUGGUGCGAGUGGUCACGUGGCUAGUGUAGGUGUUUGGACAGUACAGGCCGGGUCCCCCUCUUCCAUUCAUCCCUGACUUCCAGGAAGCACCCCCUCCAAUCCACGAUGGCUGCAGAGACACUCAACUUUGGGCCUGAGUGGCUGAGGGCUCUUUCCAGUGGUGGUAGUGUGGCCUCCCCACCUCCAUCCCCUGCCAUGCCCAAAUAUAAGCUGGCCGACUACCGCUAUGGGCGAGAGGAGAUGCUGGCUCUCUAUGUCAAAGAGAACAAGGUCCCCGAAGAGCUACAAGACAAGGAAUUCGUGGCUGUGUUGCAAGAGGAGCCUCUACAGCCCCUGGCCCUGGAACCUCUGACAGAGGAGGAGCAGAGAAACUUCUCCCUGUCAGUGAACAGCGUGGCUGUGUUGAGGCUGAUGGGCAAAGGGGCUGUGCCUCCCCCAACAGCCACCUCCCGUGGCAGGGGCAGCACACGGAGCCGAGAUGUGUCCCAUCCUCCAGGCCGUGGGCGUGGUGACAGCUGUUUUUACCAGAGAAGCAUUGAAGAAGGUGAUGGGGCCUUUGGACGCAACCCCCGGGAGAUUCAGCGCAGCCAGAGCUGGGAUGACAGAGGUGAAAGGCGGUUUGAGAAAUCUGCAAGAAGGGAUGGAGCACGGGCUGGGUUUGAGGAGGGAGGCGCUGGCCCAAGGAAGGAGCAUGCACGCUCAGACAGUGAGAACUGGCGCUCACUAAGAGAGGAACAAGAAGAGGAGGAGGAGGGCAGCUGGAGACUAGGGGCAGGACCUCGGCGAGAUGGUGAUCGCUGGCGCUCCUCCAGCCCCGAUGGUGGCCCCCGUUCUGCUGGCUGGCGGGAACAUGGGGAGCGGAGGCGAAAAUUUGAUUUUGAUUUGCGAGGGGAACGUAGCGGGUGUGGUGAAGAGGACGGGCGGGGUGGGGGAGGCAACUCUCACCUCCGGAGGUGCCGUGGGCUCGAUGGCUUUGAGGAUGACAAGGAUGGGCUCCCGGAAUGGUGCUUGGACGAUGAAGACGAAGAAAUGGGCACUUUUGAUGCCUCUGGAGCCUUCCUGCCUCUCAAGAAGGGCCCCAAGGAACCCAUUCCUGAGGAGCAAGAGCUUGACUUCCAGGGCCUGGAGGAAGAAGAGGAGGAACCUUCAGAAGGACUGGAUGAAGAGGGGCCUGAGGCAGGUGGAAAGGAGCUGACCCCAUUACCACCUCCAGAGGACAAGUCUAAUUCCCCAUCCCCACUGCCUGCCUUGGGCCCUCUCUGGACGACAAAUGGGGAUGGUGACGAAACAGUGGAGAAAGAGCUGCCUGUAACUGAAGGAGAUGAGAUGAGGGCACUCCCGCUGAGUCCUGGGGUCGGCUCACCCCCUGGCCCACCUGUAGAUCUAGAAGAUGAAGAAGGCUUGAAGCACCUGCAACAGGAGGCAGAGAAGCUGGUGGCAUCCCUGCAGGACAGCUCCCUGGAGGAGGAACAGUUCACUGCUGCCAUGCAGACCCAGGGCCUGCGCCACUCCACAGCUUCCACUGCCCUUCCCCUCAGCCAUGGAGCUGCCCGAAAAUGGUUCUACAAGGACCCGCAAGGGGAGAUCCAAGGCCCUUUCACAACCCAAGAGAUGGCAGAAUGGUUCCAGGCCGGCUACUUCUCCAUGUCCCUCUUGGUGAAGCGGGGCUGUGAUGAGGGUUUCCAGCCGCUGGGAGAGGUGAUCAAGAUGUGGGGCCGUGUGCCCUUUGCCCCCGGGCCUUCGCCACCCCCGUUGCUGGGGAACAUGGAUCAGGAGCGGCUGAAGAAGCAGCAGGAGCUGGCUGCGGCGGCCUUGUACCAGCAGCUGCAACAUCAGCAUUUUCUUCAGCUGGUCGGCAGCCGCCAGCUCCCGCAGUGUACACUCCGGGAAAAGGCAGCUAUGGGGGACCUGACGACACCGCCGACGCCGCAGCCGCAGCAGCAGCAGCAGCAGCAGCAGCAACAGCAGCAACAGCUUACUACGUUCCUGCAGCAGCUCCAGGCUCUCAAAACCCCCAGAGGUGGGGACCAGAACCUGCUCCCGACGAUGAGCCGGUCCUUGUCGGUGCCAGAUUCAGGCCCCCUUUGGGACUUACAUACCUCAGCCUCAUCACAGUCAGGUGGUGAGGCCAGUCUUUGGGACAUACCAAUUAACUCUUCGACUCAGGGUCCAAUUCUCGAACAACUCCAGCUGCAUAAAUUCCAAGAGCGCAGAGAAGUGGAGCUCAGGGCCAAGCGGGAGGAGGAGGAGCGCAAGCGCCGUGAGGAGAAGCGCCGCCAGCAGCAGCAGGAGGAGCAGAAGCGGAGGCAGGAGGAGGAGGAGCUCUUUCGGAGGAAGCAGGUGCGACAGCAGGAGCUGCUAUUAAAGCUGCUGCAGCAGCAGCAGGCAGCGAAUGUCCCCAUGCCCCCUGCCCCCAGCUCCCCACCCCCACUUUGGGCUGGCCUGGCCAAGCAAGGCCUGUCCAUGAAGACGCUUCUGGAACUGCAGCUGGAGAGUGAGCGACAGCUGCACAAGCAGCCUGCACCCCGGGAAUCGUUGAGGGCCCAGGCCUCCAACCACCGUGUGCAGCUUGGGGGCUUGGGCACUGCCCCUCUGAACCAGUGGGUGUCGGAGGCCGGUCCUCUGUGGGGAGGGCCUGACAAGAGUGGGGGCGGUAGCAGUGGCAGCCUGGGGCUCUGGGAGGACACCCUGAAGAGUGGCGGGAGCUUGGCCCGAAGCCUGGGCCUGAAGAACAGCCGGAGCAGCCCAUCUCUCAGUGACUCAUACAGCCACCUGUCUGGUCGACCUGUUCGCAAAAAGACGGAAGAGGAAGAAAAACUGCUAAAGUUGCUGCAGGGCAUCCCCCGGCCGCAGGAUGGCUUCACCCAGUGGUGUGAGCAGAUGCUACACACCCUGAGCACCACGGGCAGCCUGGACGUGCCCAUGGCUGUAGCGAUCCUCAAGGAGGUGGAGUCUCCCUAUGACGUCCAUGAUUAUAUCCGUUCCUGCCUGGGGGACACGCUGGAAGCCAAAGAAUUUGCCAAACAGUUCCUGGAGCGGAGGGCCAAGCAGAAAGCCAGCCAGCAACGGCAGCAGCAGCAGGAGGCCUGGCUCAGUACCACCUCCCUUCAGACAGCCUUUCAGGCCAACCACAGCACCAAACUUGGCCCUGGGGAGGGCAGCAAGGCCAAGAGGCGGGCGCUGAUGCUGCAUUCAGACCCCAGCAUCUUGGGGUACUCCCUGCACGGCCCUUCUGGUGAGAUCGAGAGCGUGGAUGACUACUGACCAGCCUGUCCUACCAGCCCCCUGGGCUUUCAGACCAGGGCAGCAGCAGCUUGGACCCUCAGGUCCCCAGCUUGCAGGCUCCCAGCCAGGAGCGGAGGAGAAAGCGGGGCAGGGUCCCCAGCACUUGCUACAAACCACACGAUGCACCUUAACUCACCCACCACGAGGCACUUUACAGAUGGGAGGGACUCUUUCUUUUUUCUCUUUAAUUUUAAACGUUAGGAGAGACAAAAGUAUCAUUCAGAAACUAGACUGUAGACCCCUUUCCCCUAUUGGGGGUAAUGGGUGAUGAUAGAAGGUCCACAGAGGGGGUUUUUGUUUGUUUUUCGGUUUUGUUUUUUAAGAAAAAUAAGAAAAAUAAUGAAAAAAAGUUAGGAGGCUGAAAAGAAAAAAACACUGUUAUUUUGGGGCAGUGGGUACCAGGCCCCAUGGACCUGUCCUGCCCAGCCUUCCCCCCCCCUCCC
Molecule: messenger RNA, 4416 nt
Organism: Nannospalax galili (Upper Galilee mountains blind mole rat)
Lineage: Eukaryota; Metazoa; Chordata; Mammalia; Rodentia; Spalacidae
Gene: Gigyf1
Product: GRB10 interacting GYF protein 1
Exons: 28
Coding region: 794-3952 (1052 amino acids)
Biological process (GO): insulin-like growth factor receptor signaling pathway
Molecular function (GO): protein binding
Source: RefSeq, a predicted model, not a curated record